Messenger RNA from Salvelinus sp. IW2-2015, 3674 nucleotides. Its product is annotated as delta-1-pyrroline-5-carboxylate synthase. Gene Ontology annotation, cellular component: mitochondrion; cytoplasm. NCBI's taxonomy places the organism in Eukaryota, Metazoa, Chordata, Actinopteri, Salmoniformes, Salmonidae. The record is from RefSeq and is a predicted model, not a curated record. Gene Ontology annotation, molecular function: glutamate 5-kinase activity; glutamate-5-semialdehyde dehydrogenase (NADP+) activity; ATP binding.
UCUGGAAUGUUGAAUAAAAAGGUUGGACAGUAGCUCAUUUCAAAGGAGAUGGGCUUGAUAGACGUGGCUGGAUAACAGACAUAAACAGGACUUGGAUGCUAAGCAGGUAUCACCCUGUUGUAGCGGCUGAAAGUUGACUAUGCUGCUACAGAGGCUGUCUCUUUGUGCCGGGCUCCCCCUGAGCCCCAGGACUCAACGCACCACCAUCUUCCCUCGUCUAGCCAAAGCACUGACACAAGUGUCCCUGGCGCGUGCCAACAGUAACUCCUUUUCCCACCGCGGGGAGCUCCGCAAGGCCAAGAGGAUUGUGGUCAAGCUGGGCAGCGCCGUGGUCACCCGGGGGGAUGAGUGCGGCCUGGCGCUGGGCAGGCUGGCCUCUGUAGUAGAGCAGGUGGCCAUGCUACAGAACCAGGGGAGAGAGAUGAUGAUCGUCACCAGCGGAGCGGUGGCCUUCGGCAAGCAGAGACUGAGGCAUGAGAUCCUGCUGUCCCAGAGUGUUAGACAGGCUCUUCACUCUGGACAGAACCAGAUCAAAGACAUGUCAGUGCCAGUUCUGGAGGCGCGGGCCUGUGCGGCAGCCGGACAGAGUGGUCUGAUGGCCCUGUAUGAGGCCAUGUUCACCCAGUACAGCACAUGCACUGCACAGGUCCUGGUCACCAACCUGGACUUCCAUGAUGACCAGAAGCGGCGGAACCUGAACAGCACGCUGCAGGAGCUGCUCCGCAUGAACAUCGUACCCAUUAUCAACACCAACGAUGCCGUGGUGCCCCCGCCCGAGCCCAACAGCGACCUCCAGGGGGUAAAUGUCAUCAGUAUAAAGGACAAUGACAGCCUGGCGGCACGUCUGGCCGUGGAGAUGAAGGCAGACCUGCUCAUCGCUCUCUCUGACGUAGAAGGACUGUACGACAGCCCUCCUGGAACGGAUGACGCCAAACUCAUUGACAUCUUCUACCCUGGUGACCAGCUGUCGAUCACCUACGGCACAAAAUCCAGGGUGGGGAUAGGAGGCAUGGAGGCCAAGGUAAAGGCUGCCCUGUGGGCCCUACAGGGGGGCACGUCGGUAGUCAUUGCCAACGGCACCCACCCCAAGGUGACAGGCCACGUCAUCACUGACAUCGUGGAGGGCAAGAAAGUGGGCACCUUCUUCUCCGAGGUCAAACCUGCCGGCCCCACCGUGGAGCAGCAGACUGAGAUGGCCCGGAACUCUGGCAGGACCCUGGCAGCCCUUCACCCAGACCAGAGAGGUGAGAUCAUCUGUCACCUGGCAGACCUGCUGGUUGAGAAGAAGGAGGAGAUCCUUGCUGCUAACAAGAUGGACAUGGACCUAGCAGUCAAUGCAGGUCAGUUGUCGUCAGCCUUGUUGAACCGUCUGAGCCUGUCCCCGGCCAAGCUGAAUAGCCUAGCUAUAGGCCUGAGACAGAUAGCCCUGGCCUCUCAGGACAGCGUGGGCAGAGUGCUGCGUAGGACCAGAGUAGCUCACAACUUAGAGCUGGAGCAGAUCACUGUGCCCAUAGGAGUACUGCUAGUCAUCUUCGAGGCCCGCCCUGACUGCUUGCCACAGGUAUCAGCUCUAGCCAUAGCCAGCGGCAAUGCUCUGCUGGCGAAGGGGGGCAAGGAAGCAGCCAACACCAACCGCAUCUUACAUGAGUUGACCCAGGAAGCACUGGAUAUCCACUGGGUCAGAGAGGCUGUACAGCUGGUGAGUACCCGUGAGGAGGUGGAGGACCUGUGUAGACUAGAUGAGAUGAUAGACCUGAUCAUCCCGCGAGGCUCAUCCCAGCUGGUCAGGAACAUUCAGAACGCAGCCAAGGGCAUCCCAGUUCUGGGCCACAGUGAAGGCAUCUGCCACGUCUACAUCGACUCGGAGGCCGCCAUCGACAAGGUCAUCAAGAUCGUCAGAGACUCUAAAUGUGACUAUCCUGCGGCCUGCAAUGCUAUGGAAACACUGUUGGUUCACAGGGACAUACUCAGGACUCCUCUGUUUGACCAGAUCAUAGACAUGCUCCGCACCGAACAGGUGAAGAUUCACGCUGGCCCCAGGUUUGCCUCCUACCUGACCUUCAGCCCAUCAGAGGUCAAGUCUCUGAGAACAGAGUACGGGGAUCUGGAGUGCUGCAUCGAGGUGGUGGACAGUAUGCAGGAAGCUAUAGACCAUAUCCACAGAUAUGGCAGCUCACACACCGACGUCAUUGUUACUGAAAACGAGGACACAGCGGAGCGGUUCCUGCAGCAGCUGGACAGUGCUUGUGUGUUCUGGAACGCCAGUUCGCGAUUCGCAGAUGGAUACCGCUUCGGACUGGGUGCUGAGGUGGGCAUCAGUACAGCUCGUAUCCAUGCCCGGGGCCCCGUGGGCCUGGAGGGUCUCCUCACCACUAAGUGGGUCCUGAGAGGAGACGGCCACACUGCUGCAGACUUCUCUGAACAGGGCACCAUGAAGUACCUCCACGAGAAUAUGCCAGUCACACAGCCACAGCCCAGACAGAUAGCUGCCCAGAGUGAGGAAUGACAGAGGACCUCCAACUAGAGACACACCUAAACACACUUAACCACUUCACGAGAGAAAAGAUUUCCCAUGGUACCAAAGAAACAAUCCCAUUGUCUUAUUCAUUCGGUCUGGAUCAGAGUUUACGUUCAUUGGAUCAGAGUUUACAUUAAUUCUACAUCAGCUCUCAAAAGUUUUAUUGCAGUGAUUACCUCACUCAGUAUUCAGUGAAUCAACUCAUGAUUYGUUACAUUGACCCUGUUAGACUGUAGAAGGUCUCACACCAUUGGUUUAGACAUUAAUUGGUCUAGAUCUUAUGCGCAGUAGUGAUGAGUUUGGUAAAUAUGCUCUCUAGGACCCACACUUAAAGGGAAUUUUUGCUUAAGCUAGUUUACAUCCGUGUUAUUAUCUCUAUCAAGAGGCUCCCCUCUUGGUUUUAGUUCCUGUUGAUUGGUCUGUUGUGCUGUGCUCUAUCAGAUGAGACCCUUACCUUCAAAGUAUUGGUUUGGUCUUGUACAGGAUACUCAUGUUACAUUUAGGGAUAUCAGAAGUGAUAUGAAUGCACAACCAAACAGUGUUGAUGCUAGGUUUAAAGCGCAACCUAAGUUAGGAAAGUUACUGAUGUGUCAUUUAAAUUGGGCUUGAAUUGUAGGGCCUCAAGGCCACAAAUUGUAUGAAUUGCUAUUAACAUUUAUACUGCAUCGUUUGCAGUUCUACCAACACAAUCCUUAUUUAUAUGCAGUUAAAUGAGCAGUGAUGAACCAUUGGAUAAACAAUAUUUAAUAACCUUAAAUGUGUUUUAUCAUAGAUAUGGAUGAAUAAAACAUUUAUUGACCCAAUCUUAUUCAUAAGCAUUCAAGUUAGAUUUGAUUAUAUAAGAAAGCACAUCAUUUUUUUGUAUUUCCCUCUUUUCCUCAACUUUUUAUGUCCUUUUGAAUGCAAAUGCUUUAUUCUCCUGCUUUUGCUUUUUUUUACACUGUCUAUUUAUGUCGACUUUACAGUGCCCAGAGCCUCUGUCAGAUACAAGAGCUGCUUUCCGUCUCCUUCAGGGGACUACUGCCUUAAGAUACAGUGCUGCUGUUACAUUCCAGCUUAUGAGCUUUAUAUCUGAUGUCAACACUACAGAUCAGUUCUGGUUUUUUUGGUAAUUUUUAGACCAUAUUGUAGAAUAAAAGUUUUUGUUGAAUAACAA